Molecule: messenger RNA, 1158 nt
Organism: Baudoinia panamericana UAMH 10762
Lineage: Eukaryota; Fungi; Ascomycota; Dothideomycetes; Mycosphaerellales; Teratosphaeriaceae
Exons: 1
Source: RefSeq, a predicted model, not a curated record
GGGACGCGCUCCCCGAAGCGGCGGCGAUCUGGCGAGUACAGUUCAGACAGCUUCACCGCGCGGCUAAGUCGGCACUGGCCCUCAAUUUCCAGGCGCUGGAAGGAACAUAGAGCCUCACUCUCCGUCACAAGCAUCUCGAACUGGAGCGCGCCACCUUCUCGGUCGUCGUCUGUAAGGUUGCCGUCCUUCCGACGCUCCGUGAUUGCGCCAGUGGAGCCUGUGCUUCUGUCAACUCCACCCUUCACCCCAAUCGACAACCAGCCGGUCGAGAAUGCUGUUUCUCGGCCGCGAGCACUGUCACGGCCGAACAAGCCAGCAGACAUACAGAUCCCGGACCAGUCGGACGAUUUCGCAGACGGGCAAGAGCUCGUAUCUACACCCCUUCUUCCUCCCGUAACAGCUGAGCUUUCUGCCCACGCGGCAGAAGAAGUCCAGUCACCCCUGCAAUCGCCAAGCAUAGCAGCUCCCAGCGUAACAGGGUCCAUACUGGGUACGCCCGUAAUGACACCCGUUCACACCAGCAUGCCAACACCACCGUUGUCCUCAAAGCCAUCAAUGGUAUCAUUCGGAAGGGCACGGUCGACAUCUGCGCUGCUACCCUUCUCCGAGAUUCCGCCAAUGGCAAUCUCCGAGGAGACGGAUGAGUGGGCCUUCAAACUGGGGCACGCUAACUUCCACAUCAAGCCCGACCCUUACCUGCCUGAGCAUUGCAGUCCAUCAAGCUGCAAAGAGUUGCUCAAACAUUGGGAAUCUGCUCGUAAACAGAUCAUGGAGUUUGCUGCGCGCUUCCGUGAGGAAUACGGCUCCGGGUCGCCAACAUUCAAGCUCAUGGAGCAAAAGUGGGCGGAGCUCGAUGAUCGCUGGCGUGCCUACUAUGAGAAAGCAGCUGCCGAAGCCGGUGUGAACACUGAUGAUAUUAAUUUCCGCCCGCUCGCAGAGAGCCCUCCUCUGGUCAGGGUUCCGUCGCUCAACGAGCCAGAGCAUCCUCCCAAAUUCCCGGGCCUUGACGACGUUGGCAUUGUGGGUCCCAUGGUCGCAUAUGCGAAUACCUAUGCGAAAGCUCAAAGCCGGCCCUCUCGCAAGCCUGCUAUUCUUAAACUCUUCACUGACCCGGCCUCACUCCUUGGCGGACGGUCAGCAUUUGGCAUUCGCCGAUGA